This is a messenger RNA of Mycetomoellerius zeteki, 642 nucleotides long. RefSeq lists its product as uncharacterized. The record is from RefSeq and is a predicted model, not a curated record. The transcript has 3 exons. Lineage: Eukaryota; Metazoa; Arthropoda; Insecta; Hymenoptera; Formicidae. Bases 50 to 379 code for a protein of 109 amino acids.
AAAAACGCGUCGAAUAAGCCGAAUUUCAUCGAAAUCGCAAUGAGAUCUGAUGAAAUCUGAUCACAAUAUGGAAACUGAUAAUAUAAGUCCAGCUAUCGAGAUACAAAUCCAGAAGACAUUAAUUUCCAUCGAUGACGUUAGUCUGAAAAUAAAAAAAGAGCUGGAGGUAAUUAAGGAACUUACGGAGGAAAACGGACACUUGCGUACAGUAAUCAACGCGACGAAUCAAACGUUGUCUAAAAAAGUUCAAAAAAUAGGAGUGAAUGUGGUAGAGAUUAUCCGUGAGAACAAGCGUAAUUUAAACAAUUUAGAAUCAAAUUUAUUGGAUUCAAUCACAUCCACGAAUGUUACAGAGAAGUUGGACCAAUUAAAUAAAUAAAUUCCUAAAACAUAUAAUUUUUAACUACAUUUUAUUUAUUGUACAUCAUAUAUCUUUCUACUGUUUUAAAUAUCCAGAUAAUUCACAUACAUUUACUAUGUUUUUAUAAAGUAUUAAUAGCUAAAAAGUUGUCCAAUAGAUAUUGUAUCUCUCAGGAUAUGAAGAGAGUCUGUUGAUUGUUGACCCCCAGUGGGAUAUCACAUAUAAAAAUAAAUUUUUUUUUCUGUGACUUGUAUUUUUAUUGAGUCAUCGACUUAUAUACA